This is a messenger RNA of Penicillium malachiteum, 1404 nucleotides long. Its product is annotated as MFS transporter. The transcript is spliced from 4 exons. NCBI's taxonomy places the organism in Eukaryota, Fungi, Ascomycota, Eurotiomycetes, Eurotiales, Aspergillaceae. Gene Ontology annotation, biological process: transmembrane transport. The record is from RefSeq and is a predicted model, not a curated record. The coding region runs from base 1 to 1404 and encodes 467 amino acids. Gene Ontology annotation, molecular function: transmembrane transporter activity.
AUGGACAGAACUGAAUAUCCAUGGGGUUACAGAUGGCGCUCGUCCUCAGCCUUCAUCAUCUCCACCUGCAUUCUCGCACUCUUUACCGAAACCUUUCUGUACAGCUUUAUCGUUCCAAUCGUGAGUUAUAUGAUUGAGAGUCGACUUCACUUACCAUCAUCCCGAACACAAAGAUACACCACAGCCCUUCUCACAACCCAUGGAUUCUUCUCGAUUCUCUCUCCGCCGAUUGUUGCGCAUUUCGCAGACAAAACGCCCGAUCGCAAGGUACCAUUGAUUCUUUGUCUAGUGUUUUGCACUAUAGGGACAUGUCUAGUAGCCUUCACUCCAUCAGUAUGGGCGCUGUUCCUCGGGCGAAUCCUUCAGUCGAUCGCAGGUUCUGCAGGUUGGAUCGUCGCCUUCUCCACACUGUCAGACAAUAUUGCACAAGAACAUAUGGGAAAAACAAUGGGGCUGGCGAUGUCGUUUGUUUCAGCUGGCAUAAUGUCUGGGCCGACAGUUUCAGGAGCAUUGGUGGAAAUCGCGGGAUACUGGGCUGCCUGGGCCGUACCUUUCUGUUUGCUUUCCAUUGAUCUUGCAGCUCGACUCAUCAUGCUUGAAAGACCGCGUGUUGGAAAACAAAAAGAUCGGUCCAUAGCCCAACAGCAAGAUGAGGCGCCACUCCUGCCUUCGGAGCCUAGUACUGUGGGUUCGGAGAUGGCCAAUUCGCGUGGGUUCUACUGCAUUAUACUGAGCGAUGGCCGCGCAGUUGUAGGCCUCCUUAACACAUUUCUCUUCUCCGCCAUGCUCUCUGCCUUUGACAGCACAUUGCCGCUUCAUCUUCGCGACGUUUUCAAUUGGGGAAGUCUCCAGGCUGGGUUGGUUUUCCUGACAAUUCAGCUCCCAGGCCCUUUUUUAAGUCCUUUGGUCGGCUGGCUACGGGACAGAGUUGGAAUACGGUAUCCGACAACAGUGGGGUGGAUUGUAGUCUCAUUACUACUUUGGACAUUAACAAUACCUGGAAAAAGAGGAUUCGAAUGGGCGAGUCCUGAUUGGGCAGGCAAACAAAUGUUCGUUGCAACAACAAUCGGAUUUGGUAUGACAAUUCCGUUUGUUCGCGGAGUGGCGUUACUUCAAUUGAUGAGUGAGUAUAUUGUGAGCCCGGAGAUUAGUGCAAAGAAUCCUUCCAUAUUUGGCCCUCAUGGAGCAACGUCGAAGGUGUUUUCCAGUGUUGAGAUUGCAUUUAAUGUUGGAACAACAGUCGGGCCUCUGGCGGCUGGCUCAUUAACAGAAGCGCUUGGGUUCACUUAUACCAACUCUAUACUUGCAACCGUCGCCCUCAGCGUUGGUGUAUUCUCCUUUACCUUCUUCGAUCACAAACCUUCAGCCGGCGAAGGAGACCCCAAUCAGAAAGACCCGGUCUAA